UAUGUGCUCAGAUGACGCUGUGUCAGAUAACUGCAACACGAAUCUACGCCCCGUCCACAUCUGAUCGAUUUUGAAUACGACAACAAUGUCAAGCUGUUGACAGUUAUUCAAAUAAUUAGACGUUCAUGCAACUUGGCUUUUUAAAUUUCACUAUUCAAAAUUCUGCAGAACGAUCAGGAAGAAUCAAAAUUGUACACGGAAAUUUAAAAAAUGGCUGCCGUGCCCUUGAUUUUGGCUGAGGAAGAUAUUGAACGAGGUGGCAAGGAACAACCUGAACAUGAGAUACAAAAUGACUUUGCAUACAACAACAGUGUCCACAAUGCAACAAUCAGCAUACGAAUGGGCUUCUUGCGAAAAGUAUAUGGUUUAUUAAGUAUACAGCUAUUGAUGACAGUUGCAGUAGGUUCUGUAUUUAUGAUGAGCUCAACUGUGAAAUUAUAUGUACAAGACAAUUUAUGGACUUUGGGCUUGGCAUGUGUCCUGACAAUAGGUGUACUGAUUGGUUUGCUCUUCAAAAGAAAGGAUCAUCCUGCCAAUUUGAUUCUCCUGGUUAUAUUUACUUUGGUGCAGUCAUACACUAUCGGUGUUGUGGUAUCCAUGUAUGACACUUCACUAGUCUUGGAGGCUCUAUUCAUAACACUGACAGUCCUUCUUGCCUUGACAGCUUAUACGUUCCAAACAAAACGAGACUUCUCAUUUAUGGGAUUUGGAUUAUUCAUCGGGCUGUGGUGCCUCUUGAUUGGUGGUUUCAUACAGAUCUUCGCUCACAGUACCGCAUUAGAGUUGGCCCUAAGUAUCGGUGGUGCACUCUUGUUCUGCUUAUUUAUCGUCUUCGACACGCAAAUGAUAAUGCACACUCUCUCGGCUGAAGAAUAUAUCCUGGCGACGAUUAAUAUAUACUUAGAUAUAAUCAACUUAUUCUUGCAUAUAUUGCGAGCUCUCGCGAUUUUGAAGCAAUAAGCAAAGAUAUUAUUACAUAUUAUUGUUUAUAGAUUACACGGAAAUUGUCGCUCGCGCCGUUGAUCUUUUCAUUAUCGUUAUGAUGUAACCUAGUUCUGUGACUAUAAUAAAUUCGUAUUUUUAUUUAGGUACCUCUCUGUGAGAGAUAUUAAAAUGCUUUUGACGCAUUGCAUAAAAUAUAUAAAGAUGUUUUGAUGAAA
Molecule: messenger RNA, 1160 nt
Organism: Dinoponera quadriceps
Lineage: Eukaryota; Metazoa; Arthropoda; Insecta; Hymenoptera; Formicidae
Product: protein lifeguard 4-like
Exons: 6
Coding region: 211-960 (249 amino acids)
Biological process (GO): negative regulation of apoptotic process
Cellular component (GO): membrane
Source: RefSeq, a predicted model, not a curated record